Enterospora canceri is the source of this 570-nucleotide messenger RNA. NCBI's taxonomy places the organism in Eukaryota, Fungi, Microsporidia, Enterocytozoonidae. The record is from the annotation of a GenBank genome assembly.
AUGUUAACAUUCAUCAAAGGAGUAUUUGGUGCUAUUGGCUCUGAGAACUCUCCAUUCUCCAAGAACUAUGGCGAAGUGCUCCUGACACCUGUUGGAAAGGCAGAUUACGCCCUGGCUCGUCAGGGAACUGAGGUCUAUUUCGUCUCUCGUGACUUUUUGAUGGGAUCAAAUGCCUAUAACACGCUUCCACCUGAGAUACUGGGAUCAAAACACUCUCCAGAUGACAACAUUUACAUCAAUUUGGUUGGACACCACCUUUGUGACGAGAACAAGAGUGAUAGGCCAACAGCAUGUAUGGUUACAGAAGUAGCAGAGUGGAACGUAAGAACGAAUCCAAGAGGGCGACUUACGUCAUUGAGGUCGACUACAAGUGGCAGAUGCCUGUCAGUUAGCUCAUUUGAGCUUUUUAGAAGGAGAUACAAGGCGAAAAUGAAGACGUGUAAUGGUUCACAGGACCAGAUGUUUGAGAUGAGGGCAGUGACGUCAAAGAAGAUCAAGAGCAUCGAUUACGUCGAUGAAGAAGGACGAGUGACGUCAAAGAAGAAUUCAAUGCAGAAAGUGCUACCUUAA